This is a messenger RNA of Pogoniulus pusillus (Red-fronted tinkerbird), 1922 nucleotides long. It is a transcript of the gene CD28, whose product is annotated as CD28 molecule. The coding region runs from base 77 to 523 and encodes 148 amino acids. The transcript has 3 exons. Gene Ontology annotation, cellular component: external side of plasma membrane; membrane. The record is from RefSeq and is a predicted model, not a curated record. Gene Ontology annotation, biological process: T cell receptor signaling pathway; immune response; T cell costimulation. Lineage: Eukaryota; Metazoa; Chordata; Aves; Piciformes; Lybiidae.
GGAGUUUCGAGCUUCGCUACACAAAGGGGCAAACAGUGCGGUGGAAGUCUGCUUUAUUUCAUGGAACACAUCCAAAAUGAUGAGUAAUUUAAAUAAAGAAUCCAACUGCGAGGUGAUUCAUGACAAAAACAAAGUCAUCUUCAAUCUUUGGAAUAUGAGUGCCAGCCAAACUGACAUCUACUUCUGUAAAAUUGAGGCCAUGUAUCCACCUCCUUAUGUCUGCAAUGAGAAGAGCAAUGGGACUGUCAUUCAUGUGAAAGAAGAGACACACAUCGAAAUACAAGAGCCUCAGUCUUCAAUUUCUUUGUGGAUUAUGGUGGCAAUGACUGGGAUCCUUGCUUUGUACAGUGUGCUAAUAACUGCAGGUUUUGUUCACUACUGGCAAAAAUCCAAGAAGAAUAUGUACCAUCAGAAUGACUACAUGAACAUGACUCCUCGGCAUCCACCAUACCAGAAGAAGAAAGGUUACCCAUCCUACGCUCCAACACGAGACUACACUGCAUAUCGGUCCUGGCAACCCUGAUAGUAACCAGCUGCCAAACCAGUAGCCUCAUGUGCUUCUAGGCAGUCACUUGCUCUUGGACAUGGAAGGACAGCCUCUCAUUUUCUCAUAACGUUUGUCAUCACUGAUCAUGGAUACCUACACUGCAGCAAGUAUUGGCUAAGCUUCGAUACAAUGUACUAAAAGAAAAUCAAACAAACACAAGGGGGAAGGAUAGGGGUGGGGUGUGGGUGAGGAGAAGGAGCAAACAAAUUAUGCUCUGUGACAGCUGAAAAUAAGACAGAACUUGUGUUGAGGAUUGUAAGUGGGUAAGACAAAUAGGUGGCAUCAGACCUCAGAUUUGGUCUCCUUCUAACACUUGUGGUAUUGCUCAAUUACUGGUAAAACCAGAACUGACCUUUCCCAGUAACUGCUGCCUUAGAUUUAACCCUUAAUUUCCUUUCCUGUAUGUCCAAUCCUCAGAACCCCCUUUUGCUGUUAAAUAUGGCAAAAUGUAAAAGUAAAUCAUCUUUCCCCCCUACAAGACCAGGGCACAGUUGAAAUUCAAAACACAUGCUUGAAAGAAAGAGUGGAAAGUCAGCCACAGGACAUUUCAGCUAUUAGGCUAUGGUGCAAAUGGGCUGCCAGGACAAGUCAGGCUCGUAGAAAACUAUUACACCAUCAAUAUGUGAGUCCUUAGGUUGGACAUUUUGUAAACAGUCACUCCACAGAGCGAAAAAGUGAGCAACCUGAAGAAAGAAUGAAGACAAGCAAGGCAGGAAGGGAGAUGUGUUACCAUCAUGAAGAAUAUGAUUUCUAGUUUGUUUGCCUCUUGCAGUGAGGGAAUACAAAGUUACAUGGGAAGCAUUAGAAGACACAGAGAUCAGAUUUUGAGAAGAGCUUUACUUUCAUUUUUAAUUUUUGUUCCUAUUCACAAGACAUUCUGCUGAGUCCUCCUGAAAAUUCAUGCACAUCUUCCAGCAACUAGACUGUACCAGAGCACUUCUGAGAAUCAAGGUCCAGUUAUAAGCAACUAAAGAUAAUUUGAUUUUUUUUUCCUGUAAGCACCCAAUUUUUGGGGUGUGAGAGUUCUUCAUUCCCACCAUUUUGAAUUGGACCUGCAAGUGCUCACCCACCUGCAGGGACUGCUCUGAGGACUUCAACAAGCUUUGCAUUGACUGGGGGUUACCUUCCCAUCUAAAGAUGUUCUUCAGAAGUGCUGUGUGCUGGAGUAAGACAUCUUCAGCACAACCUGUUUCACUUUUUUCAGUUAAGCAUGUUUACAUUAACAGGACAUCCUAAAGUGUGAUGGGGGUUGUCUUGAACUAAAAUUCAUUUUCAUACUGAGGAGAUGAUGUUUGAGGUCUAUUUUGUAGGAGCUACUGAAUACACAAUUAAAUGAAAAAUAAAUCCUUAUUCCCACCUUGAAAUAAGAUUGGAA